Caenorhabditis elegans is the source of this 424-nucleotide messenger RNA. It is a transcript of the gene T27A3.8, whose product is annotated as NADH dehydrogenase subunit 4L. Bases 1 to 312 code for a protein of 103 amino acids. The record is from RefSeq and is marked reviewed. The transcript is spliced from 3 exons. NCBI's taxonomy places the organism in Eukaryota, Metazoa, Nematoda, Chromadorea, Rhabditida, Rhabditidae.
AUGAUUUUCCUACCAGUAAAACUCGCCUUCCUCACUUUUUCCAGUAUUCCAUCAUUCAUCGCAAUUCAUGCAGCUCCUGUGAUAAGUUUUAUCUGUGAAUUCCUUCUUCUAUCACUUCAUAUCACCCGAAUGAUGUUAUCAGUCAGCUUCUUAUGGAUGUGGGAAUUGGCGAUAAACACUGAAUUAUUGGAUUUUCUUGGUAUAAUUAUUUCAAUUGUUAUAUCUACCAAAGUUCUUUUGCAUAUUUUUUCUUAUGAAAUAGUCUUCACUUUCAAUUCGGAAGAAUACGAGCAGCAAGUUGACUUGAAUUGAUGCUUUAAGAAAUAGCAUACGAUGAUUCAAAUGGGUUGUAUCUACGGGAGCCAUGUAUUAAUGCAAUAAAUGAUUUUCAAACAAAAUUUUAUAGAAUAAAAUGAAAAACUAG